CUCCGGACGCGCAGGCUCAGCGGCCGUGGCUCACGGGCCCAGCCGCUCCGCGGCAUGUGGGAUCCUCCCAGACCGGGGCGCGAACCCGGUUCCCCUGCAUCGGCAGGCGGACGCGCAACCACUGCGCCACCAGGGAAGCCCAUAUAAGCCAUUCUUAACCAGGGGCGAUAGCAUUUGGGGAUAAGAGUGAGGUUUGGCUGCAUCACUUGCAUCUCUAGUCAUGAACAAGGGAAAGAGGCGGGGCUCGUGUAAUGCAGCACCAGGGGAGGAACUGCUUAUGUAACUGGGACAGCAGAUUUAGCAGGAGAGAGGAGGCGCAGAGGCUUGGGGAUGGGAGCAGUGAGUUGUCGGAAGGGGCAACAUGCCCAGAUGGCUGCUCCUCAUAAGCAGGGUGGCAACAUCCAGGGCCCUGGGUCCCCCUGGGUCCGCGGCUAGAAGAGCCUCUGGCCAGGUGUGGGGACCACCAGGUCAGGUCUGAAAGAGUUGCUGUGGGGACUACAGGGGCAUCAGUUCCUGCACCAGGAGCCCCUGGAGCCAGCCCCACUGCUAGUAGAGAAGCCUCUGCCUGAGUGGCCAGUGCCUCAGUUCAUCAACCUCUUUCUGCCGGAGUUUCCUAUUAGGCCCCUUAGGGGGCAUCAGCAGCUGAAGAUUUUAGGCCUUGUGGCUAAAGGCUCCUUUGGAACUGUCCUCAAGGUGCUAGAUUGUGGCCAGAAAGCAGUAUUUGUGGUGAAGGUGGUGCCCAAGGUAAAGGUCCUACAGAGGGACAACCUGAGGCAGUGCAAAGAGGAGGUCAGCAUCCAGCGACAGAUCAACCAUCCUUUUGUACACAGUUUGGGGGACAGCUGGCAGGGAAAACGGCACCUCUUCAUGAUGUGUAGCUACUGCAGCACAGAUCUGUACUCCCUGUGGUCCGCUGUUGGCUGCUUUAGUGAGGCUUCCAUCCGCCUCUUUGCUGCUGAGCUGAUCCUGGUGCUGU
This is a messenger RNA of Physeter macrocephalus (sperm whale), 976 nucleotides long. RefSeq names its product ribosomal protein S6 kinase-related protein-like. Gene Ontology annotation, molecular function: ATP binding; protein kinase activity. Lineage: Eukaryota; Metazoa; Chordata; Mammalia; Artiodactyla; Physeteridae. The record is from RefSeq and is a predicted model, not a curated record. Gene Ontology annotation, biological process: protein phosphorylation.